AUGGCGUCAAAUGGCUUCCCACAACCUCACCGCACCCCGUACCAGGACGACUUCCUCGAGCACAACUCGGACCGCGAGCUACACGUCCGGGCGCUCCUCGAUCUCCAGCGGCAAUACCGCGUCUUCAAGCAGGACCUCGAGGACGGCAAGCGGCAGCUGGAUCGGCAGCACUACGACCAGUGCCACUACCUAUUCCAACAACGCAAGCACAUUAUCGGCGGAGAGGGCAGGCUCGUUUACCGCGACAGUGACGGGCGCACAGUCUUGCAGCUCUACCGCGGCCCGCACAGGGUCCAGCCAAGUCUCGAGCGAAUCCGAGGAGAGGAGAAGGGAAUUCCGGGGUUCUGGCUGCAGGCGAUGAAGAACAACCCCGAGGUGGCGCAGUGGGUGACAGCGCGCGACGAGCAGGCGCUCAAGUACCUGAGAAACAUUAGCGUCAAGCCCAUCAGAGGGGACGACGCCGGGCCCGUCGCGUCCGCCUUCAGGCUCGUCUUCGAGUUUGACAGCAACCCGAUCUUCCGGAACAGUAGCCUGACAAAGGACUUCUACUACCGACGCAAGAGCGUCGAUGACAACAUCCAUGUCGGGCUCGCCUACGACGACGCUCCCGGGUGCAGCAUCGACUGGAAUACCGGAAUGGACCUGACCAUGGCUCCGGCGAAUGAUCCGUACAAUGUCCGCUGCGAGUCGUUUUUUGGCCUUUUCAACGACACCAGUUGCAAGGGCAAAUACGGCGACAGCGAUGAGGAAUCAGACGAGGAGGAGGGCGACGACGACGACAGCGAUGAGGAAUCAGAUGACGAGGAAUCAGAUGACGACGACAGCGAUGAGGAAUCAGAUGACGAGGACUCCGAUGAUGACGAAUCAGACGAGGAGGGCGACGACGACGACGACGACGACGACGACGACGACGACGGCAGCAAUGACAGCAGCGUUGAAGGACUCGGCCGUUGCUACACCCCUGACUACUCUAAUGGCUCCGAGGACGUCGACAUCGAGACACGUCCCGCCUAUGUGUGCGACUUCGAGCUAGGCGAGGAGAUCAGGGACAGACUAAUCCCGAACGCCAUCGACUGCGAGGAAGAGGACGAGGACGAGAGUGACGAAGAGGACGAGGACGAGGACGACGACGAUGACACCGCCUGGGAACCUUAUGAUUAG
Molecule: messenger RNA, 1161 nt
Organism: Lasiosphaeria miniovina
Lineage: Eukaryota; Fungi; Ascomycota; Sordariomycetes; Sordariales; Lasiosphaeriaceae
Product: nucleosome assembly protein-domain-containing protein
Exons: 3
Coding region: 1-1161 (386 amino acids)
Biological process (GO): nucleosome assembly
Cellular component (GO): chromatin; nucleus
Molecular function (GO): chromatin binding; histone binding
Source: RefSeq, a predicted model, not a curated record